CGGCAGGGUUUCACCACCAGGUACAGGAUCUACAGAGAGUUUGCUCGUUGGAAGGUGAAUAAUUUGGCCUUGGAGAGGAAAGACUUCUUCAGCCUCCCACUUCCCCUGGCCCCAGAAUUCAUCCGCAACAUCAGGCUGCUGGGACGCCGGCCCAGCCCCCAGCAGAUCACUGACAGCCUCAUCAAAAAGUAUGGGACCCACUUCUUGCUGGCAGCCACGCUGGGAGGAGAGGAGUCCCUGACCAUUUUUGUGGACAAACGCAAGCUGAGCCGGAGGGCAGAGCCCACUGGGGGGGCUGGGAACAGCUCGGGGGUCUCACUGGAGACCCUGCACCAGCUGGCAGCCUCCUACUUCAUCGACAGGGAGAGCACACUGCGACGGCUCCACCACAUCCAGAUCGCCACGGCUGCCAUCAAGGUGACUGAAACACGGACAGGUCCACUCGGCUGCAGCAACUACGACAACCUGGAUUCAGUGAGCUCUGUCCUGGUGCAGAGCCCUGAGAACAAAGUGCAGCUCCAAGGGCUGCAGACUGUGCUCCCCUCCUACCUGCGGGAGAGGUUCGUGGCAGCUGCCCUCAGCUACAUCGCCUGCAGCUCGGCCGGGGAGCUGGUGUGCCGCCGGAGCGACUGCCGCUGCCAGUGCCAGCCCACCUUCCCCCGCUGCAACUGCCCCGAGGCUGACAUCCAGGCACUGGAGAGCAGCCUGGCCCAGCUCUGGAGAGCUUGGGAAAGCCACCACAGCCAGUUCGAGGAGUCAGAGGAGUUUCAGGCCCUGGUGAAGAGGCUCCCCACGGACCGUUUCCUGAACAGGACAGCCAUCUCCCACUUCUGGGCCAUGGAUUUGGACAUCCAGCAUCGCUACCAACAGUUGGGCACCAGCCUGAAGCUGCUCUCCAGGAAAACCUACCGACUCAUCCGGCGGCUCUUCAACCUCAGCAAACGCUGCCACCGGCAGCCUCGCUUCAAGCUGCCGAAGGAGAGGUCCCUCCCUUACUGGUGGAGCCGCGCACAGUCGCUCCUGUACUGCAGCGAGACCACCGUGCCUGGGACCUUCCUGGAAGAAAGCCACAGCUGCAGCUGCCCCUCUGACCAGCCCUCCUGCCAGGGGUCCAUACCGUGUGCCUUGGGCGAGGGGCCAGCCUGUGCCAGCUGUGCUGGGGACAACAGCACCCGCUGUGGGACCUGCAACCACGGCUACGUGCUCACCCAGGGCUUCUGCCGCCCCGAGGUGGCUGACUCACUGGAGCACUACCUGGGGCUGGAGACAGAUUUGCAGGACUUGGAGCUCAAGUACCUCCUGCAGAAACGGGACAGCCGCAUCGAGGUGCACUCCAUCUUCAUCAGCAAUGACAUGCGCCUGGGCAGCUGGUUCGACCCCUCCUGGAGGAAGCGUAUGCUCUUGACCCUGAAGAGCAACAAGUACAAGCCUGGGCUGGUUCAUGUCAUGUUGGCCCUCUCCCUGCAGAUCUGCCUCACCAAGAACAGCACGCUGGAGCCUGUCAUGGCCAUCUAUGUCAACCCCUUUGGGGGCAGCCACUCGGAGAGCUGGUUCAUGCCCGUCAACGAGGGCAGCUUCCCAGACUGGGAAAGGACUAACGUAGAUGCCUCUGCCCAGUGCCAAAACUGGACGCUCACCUUGGGCAACAAGUGGAAGACCUUCUUUGAAACGGUCCAUGUCUACUUGCGGAGCCGCAUCAAGUCUCUGGAUGACAGCUCCAAUGAGACAAUCUAUUAUGAGCCCUUGGAGAUGUCAGAUCCCUCCAAGAACCUGGGGUACAUGAAAAUCAACAGCUUGCAAGUCUUUGGCUACAGCCUGCCCUUUGAGCCAGAUGCUAUCCGUGACCUGAUCCUCCAGCUGGACUACCCCUACACCCAGGGCUCCCAGGACUCAGCCAUGCUCCAGCUGCUGGAGAUCAGGGACCGGGUGAACAGGUUGUCACCUCCUGGCAAAACUCGCCUUGACCUCUUCACUUGCUUGCUCCGUCACCGGCUCAAGUUGGCCAACAACGAGGUGACGAGGAUCCAGUCCUCCUUGAGAGCCUUCAAUGCCAAGCUGCCCAAUUCAUUGGAGCAGGAGACAGGCAAGCUGUGCAGCUAACAGCCGGGGAGUGCUCAGACCUUGGAGCCAGGGGGCUGGGAGAAAGG
Messenger RNA from Acanthisitta chloris (rifleman), 2147 nucleotides. RefSeq names its product bone morphogenetic protein/retinoic acid inducible neural-specific 2 (gene BRINP2). The transcript has 7 exons. Lineage: Eukaryota; Metazoa; Chordata; Aves; Passeriformes; Acanthisittidae. Gene Ontology annotation, biological process: negative regulation of mitotic cell cycle; positive regulation of neuron differentiation. The annotation marks the transcript as partial. The record is from RefSeq and is a predicted model, not a curated record.